Messenger RNA from Linum trigynum, 837 nucleotides. Lineage: Eukaryota; Viridiplantae; Streptophyta; Magnoliopsida; Malpighiales; Linaceae. The record is from the annotation of a GenBank genome assembly.
AUGACGGCCUCUUCCAGUCCCACACUCCCCAGCUUCCUAGGCAUCGGAUCGAUCCUGUCGCCGUCAACAAUCUCUCGCCGCCGGGGAAGCCUGAAUUUCCGCGGAAUCGGAAGAGCUUCAAGCAGUGUCUCCGGCGACUACUCUUGCUUCGAAGUUUCUAAUGUUAGGUAUAGACCUCCCGGAACGGAGCUCGACCUUCUGAACGAUGUCAGUUUUUCUCUCCCAGAAAAGAGCUUUGGCUUGAUUUUUGGGCAGAGCGGCAGCGGGAAAACUACUCUUCUGCAGCUUCUUGCCGGAUUGAACAAGCCUACUUCUGGUACCAUUGGCAUCCAAAGGUACAAGAGUGAUGGCAGCCGAAAUAGUGACUCUCCCAAGCCUCUUCCUCCAGAAAGAGUCGGUAUAGUCUUCCAGUUUCCUGAGAGGUAUUUCGUGGCUGAUACGAUCCUAGAGGAAGUUACUUUUGGAUGGCCGAGGCAAAAAAGCAGCCUUCAAGUGAGGGAGCAGCUUGUUUCACAACUUCAGACGGCUAUUAAUUGGGUUGGUCUGAAUGGAAUUUCUUUAGAUAAAGAUCCUCAUUCGCUGAGUGGUGGAUACAAGCGCAGGCUUGCCCUAGCUAUUCAAUUAGUGCAAGUACCAGAUCUAUUGAUACUGGAUGAGCCUCUUGCUGGUCUUGAUUGGAAGGCACGGGCAGAUGUUGUAAAGCUGUUGAAACAUCUGAAGAAAGAGUUAACUGUAUUGGUGGUCAGUCAUGACCUCAAAGAGUUCACCUCGCUUGUUGAUCAUUCUUGGAGGAUGCAGAUGGGAGGGUUUCUCCAAAAGGAGCUUCUUCCAGUAUAA